Molecule: messenger RNA, 1582 nt
Organism: Mollisia scopiformis
Lineage: Eukaryota; Fungi; Ascomycota; Leotiomycetes; Helotiales; Mollisiaceae
Exons: 2
Coding region: 1-1305 (434 amino acids)
Source: RefSeq, a predicted model, not a curated record
AUGGCAAGAUGCGAUAUAUGUGACGCGCCUGGCGCUCUGGAAUGCCCUACCUGCAACUCGAUCGCAUACUGCUCUGAUAAAUGUCGAUCUAUCAAUGCAUACGUCCACGAUAUGCUCUGCAGCCAGUUCGCAAGCAUCAUCGAAUCCAAUCCCAAGCCUGUAAAAGAGUUGGUCUGGCUGACUACACAUCGUUCGGGCAAACUUGAGAUUGUGGAAUCUGGAGAAGCAGAAAACCAGCCUGAAUACAAACAAUACCUUGGUGCUGGACAGCCAACUGUAGGUCGCGAGGUAAUCUUACACAACAUUCAACCCAAGUUCCUUUUGGGCCGGACUCUCACCAUCGACUACCGCGAUAGCGUCUUCAGCGAUGGCUCUAAAGAGAAUGAGUGUGUAGCCGCUAUCUCUGAUGGUCACCAUCGUCAUCGUUGGUGUGGCGAGAUCAUGUUGGUCAGCAUCAUCAGCGUGGAUCCUCCUCGAUCAGUCUACCAAAAUGUCACUGUCGCGGACGCUCACAUUGCGGCAGCUUUCUUCAGAGGCUCGGGAGCAGGUGUUGGGGUCGAUGAAUCACUCAGCAUUACAAGCUUUUAUAAGGAUGCACAGGGCAACAUUAUGCUUUCUACUAAGAAGUAUUCAAAUGCUAACCAACCCAAUUUCGAGCGUCCCGAUACCGAGCCUCCUUCUACCCAUCGUUGCCAUACCAAGCGUUCGAACGUCAAUGUCCAAGCAGAAGUAUUUGACGAAUCACCCGCCUUGACCACUGGAGUUUUUGCUGGACCAACUGCGAAAGGCGUCUUUAUCAGAUCUGAUCAUGCCAAUAUGAACCAAUACACGGAGGUCGAUAUUCCCAUCGCUCUUAAGAUAUUCAACCAAGUUCCUGUCUGUAUCUCAAAGAUCAUGGACAUUCCCCUCCUUCUCUACAGGAAGCCGGGUAUCAAAGGUCGCACAAAUACGGCAGCAUGGGCUUUGUGUUUGGAUUUCGAGACAAACAGUCCAAAAUGGGGGCAAGUGAAGGACAAACAAUGGGUCAGAGAAACCAUUGGCGGCGCAUGGGUCGUGAGACAAGAUAAAAAGGAUUUGACAGUCCAACAAAUCGAAGCUUUGACGGCAUUUUGCAGUGGUCCUUUGCAUCAAGUCUUGGUUGGAGAUGAUUUUGUCCGAGAGAUGGAAUUCUCGAUCAAGGCCUUGCACAAGGCGCGGAAGAGAGCACUUGGAGAGCAUGCUUGCAAGGGGAAAUUCGAGGAGUUUUUCGUACGCAUGAAGAAGGAGAAGUCGUGGACCAACGCAGUCUUCCCAUAUGAAAUUUGAUGCGGAUGAAUGAAGAGGAUAUGGUGGACCUCCAGGAUGUGAAAUGAAGACUAGACUAGGAUUGGAUCGAUCGUGGGGAGGAGCUUGGUGCUGAGGGACGGGUGCUGAAAAGAAGUGGGAUCGUGCAAAUAGUUCAUUUCGACAGGUAUUCAACGAGUCUUCAUUGUCCCUAAUGAUCUUGAGACAAUCCGAGGUUCGCGCGUACAAGCUCUCUUGUCUGCUUUGGAGUGGUUGCGAGGGUAAUUUGAAUGCUUAGUGCUUUGAGCCCUUUAUCGAG